AUGCUGUUGGAGGUUUGUAUCGACCGUGUGGAAUCUGCUAUUAACGCAGAACGUGGAGGAGCGGGAAGAGUCGAAUUAUGCGAUAAUCUCAUCGACGGAGGAACUACCCCCAGUUAUGGAAUGAUAAAAACGGUGAAAAACGCGAUUAACAUUCCUGUAAAUGUCAUUAUUCGUCCCCGAGGUGGAGAUUUUUACUACAAUGAAAACGAGAUGCAGAUCAUGAUCGAGGAUAUCUUGGCCUGCAAGAGUAUCGGAGUGAAUGGUGUUGUCAUUGGUUGCUUAACGAAGGACGGAAAGGUCGAUAUGGAGAAGAAUCGUCGCUUGAUUGAAGCUGCCAGACCUUUGAGUGUUACUUUCCAUCGCGCUAUCGAUAUGACGGUCGAUCUUCUCGAAGCGACUCGCGAUUGCAUUGCCUUGGGCGUGGAUCGCAUUCUCACUUCCGGAGGCUGCAACACGGUCAUGGAGGGCAAGGAAACCAUCAAAGAGAUGCGCAAAAUCGCAGAAGGCCGAUUGCAAAUCAUGGCUGGAGGCGGCGUGACAGCGACGAACAUCCGCGAGCUUGUUGAGUUCACGGGCAUCAAAGAAGUGCAUGGAAGCGCGCGCGAUUACGUGGAGAGCGAGAUGGAGUAUCGAAAGGAAGGCGUGUUCAUGGGCGGAGAGAAGAAGAACACACAGGAAUUGGAGUUCAAAUGGAAACAAACAAGCGAAGCGAUGGUGAAGCAGUUCGUUGGACAGAUCGCUGAUCUCUGCUCUCUUUGUUGA
Molecule: messenger RNA, 762 nt
Organism: Blastocystis hominis
Lineage: Eukaryota; Bigyra; Opalinata; Blastocystidae
Exons: 9
Coding region: 1-762 (253 amino acids)
Molecular function (GO): copper ion binding
Source: RefSeq, a predicted model, not a curated record